UGUCACACACUCGCCUACCUGGCCAAAAGGUGACAUUUUUUUGUGUGUCGAAAGGGGAGAGAAGGCGUACGCGAACACACUGACACACAACACAUUAUGUGCUUUUUCGUUAGUCGUGCAUGAACAUUCUUUCUUCGCAAAACGGGUAGGCCUACAGACGGCUAUUUUUAAAUGUGAACACAUUUCAUACCAGACUGCUGGUGGAUUAUUCUAGGUUAGAUUGUGUGUGACUACGAUUAAAUUGACAUAAAUUUCAUUUGCUUAAUUUUCUGAAGUUACCCGGGACCUAAAUAUAUAGAUCUAAUUCAAAAUCUGAAAUCGGACUACAAUUUUGAAUAGUGUACUUCAUACUUAGAUCUACCUACAGGACAGAUUUAGACAUCACAUAGUUCUAUCACUGAAGACAUAGUUUCACUGGAGUCUUAUUUCGACUAAACUUGGAUCGGAUUACAUUUCGUUGUUGAUAAUUAAUUGUUGCCAUCACGAAGGAUAAACACUUUAAAUUUCUGACUUGAAGGGAGAUAAUCGACUUUAACAAAGUCUAGAUCAUCACUUCUCUUGAAACUUGUUCCCACAAAAAAGUGCCAUAAUGGGUAUGUGGAGCCAGAGAGCUAGCAUCUACAAGGUGACUCUUCUCUUCAACUACUUCAUCUUCCUGGUGUACGCCCUCGCUUUCUGCAUCCCAACCUGGUGGGGCGUCACUUACUUCCAAGGUCUUUGGGUCGGAUGUUUGGGGACUGACACUGCUAAGAUGACCAACUGCUCCAAAAAGGCUUUUGGUGAUGAUGUUGUUUGGAUGGAUGGUGUACGAGGUGUUUGGAUUGGUGGCAUGGCCUGCUACCUCCUGGCUGUCCUGUACAGCCUGAUACAGAACUGUUGCGGGGAUCCUGACAGCAAGGAUUAUGGUUUUACUGGAGUCAUGACUAUGUUGGCUGGGUUAUGUGGAGCAGCUGGUGUGAUUGUUGUGGCCAUUGAGGUCGAGAUAAAUAUCAAUGCUAGUGAGCUACUCCCCGCCACCAAGCAGUACUACUGGGGUUACAUGCUGGCUUGUAUCGCAAGUGGACUUGCCCUGAUCCUGGCGCUGAUUCUCCUCAUCACAUGCAACAUCAGAACCAACGACAAGGCCUCAGCGUCCAGGACUGCGGAUUACGUGUUCAACCAAACCCCAGCCAACCCGUACGGCCCAGAGUACACCAACCACGCAUUCAACCGUGAUGAAAUCCCACUAGCCAACGGCGUGACGCACAAGCACGUCCCAGUCAACAACCCAUACUCCAUGUACGGGAACGGUAAUGGGCCUCAACACCCCAGAAACGGCGCCCCCUAUCCAAGCUAUGUCGGCAAUGGUUACGAAAUUACAAGACCCAACCAGCGCAACAGUUACGCUGAGUCAGCAGACCUCAGCAAUGGAUACACGACAGAGUUAAUCCAAGCGGAGCACACGCUGAGUAGGUCAAAUUUAAAUCUGGCCGGGCGCGGGGAUGGAAAUUAUGCCAGAAAUGACACCAGGGCUGACUAUGUUAUGAAUGGCAACAAGCGGUAUUAAAAAGUUUCGUCAUGGUCAUAAUUCUACAACUAAGAUAAAUUUGAUACAGCAACAUUAUUUAGUUAAUUUUAAACAAAUCAAAGUUGGAUACACAUAGGUAUUCUGUGAAGUUGCCACGUUUUUAAAGAUAAUCAAAAAACUGAAAAUUUGCCUGUAAUUCAUAAAAAUAGGUUAAUUAUUUUGUAAAAUGUAAAUGUAAUGAUUUACUAGUAACUAGAGGUGAAUUUAUUUUUAAACUUAAAAUCUAUGCAAAUUUAAUUUAAAUAUCUCUAUAAUUCGGUAUACCUGCAUGCUAAAAAAGUUAAUUGAUAAACAAUUAAAGAAAUUUGGCUUUAAAAUGCGGAAACAUUUUUUGAAGGAGGUUCUUAAUUGAUAUUUUUUGUUAGAGAUUGUAGGCCAUAGUACAACAAAAAUAACAAUUCUAGAUACAUUAUUUCUAGAUGUAGAUUAUUACUUUGUCAAUAAUUAAUUAUUCAUUUUAACAUAUUUUUAAAACAUUAUGAAAUGUCAUUUAAAUUUAAUUCUCAAAAAAAUUAUUGUAACAUCAGACUCUUUGUCCAACCAAUGAGCAGAGAUUUACAAGUAAAACUUUUGAGACUUCUUAAUUAAUACAAACUUCUUAUCAAAUUCUUUUUUACUGGCAAAUUUCAGUUAAAUAAAACAUAAGGCUAGCUAGUUUCAAGAGCUUUAAAUAUAUUUCAUUUCAUUUUCAAUUAAGGUCUAAAAUUUAAACAUUGAUAUCUAGGCUAAGCAUUAAAAAAUAUUUUUUCAUUUAAAAUUAGCUCAAUUUAAUUUUUUAUAAUUAAAGAGCUCUAAAGACAGUUUUUUUUAAAACUUUGGAGCUGGAGAGUCAAAAUUAGUUUUGGUCGAAUACAAUGUAAAUCAUACUGAUGUUAAAUAAUGUACUUUCUAAGCUUCUGAAAGCUUGUGAAAUCAUUCUGGGUAAGCUUUUGGAUGUUAUGUUUGUAUAGUUGAGUACUUUCACUAGAUGUGAGGAUGAGUUCUUUCUGGGACGUCUGACUAAUGAGUGGUUUGUCUUGUAUCAGGGAAGUAUUAGGACUGUUGUUGCCAUGCUGUGCCUCAAUAUAUAUCCAAUCAUGUUCACUUCCAGUUUGUCAUGUGAUUGGAUGAAUGAGUAGUGUUCUUCAAGUUGUGAAAUGUGUGUGGUGGGGGGGACAGGUAUGAGAAAUUAUGAUGUAUUGAUGACCAAAAAAAGCAUGACAGAAUAUUGUGCAACCAAAAAUUUUGCCAACAGAAAAAUGUGCAAAUGUAAACUCAUUGUACUAAUAUAGCAACAUUUGUUUCAUAGAAAGAUCUUUUAUUAUGCUAGAUUUUACAUAUGGUCAUUUUUUUUUACUAAUAUCUUUUUUAGUUAAAAAUAAAAUCCAUUGCGCAUUUUUCUGUUGCUCUUUUUUUUGUGAACUGACCUUUUCUGACUGUCAAAAGGGAUUUGUUGAUUAUUGUUGCUUAAUGUUUACUAAAGCAAUUUUCUGAUGGUAAAUCUUGUUUGUUUGCUUUGAUGAAAGGAGCAUAGUAAGAGGUGUGCAAGAUAUUGAGGUAGAUUACUUAUGGUUAUGUCUUUGCUACGAACUUUUUUUUAUUAUUAUUAGAAUAAUAGUGUACACUGAAAAGAAAUAUUGUAAUCGUCAAAUAACAUUACAAAGUGUUGAAUUUUUAAACUGAGUACACGGCUUAUAUCAUUGUUGGUACUUAAUUAAACCUUAAUCAAUGCAAUAUAUAAAAAAAACAUUCCAAUAGCACUGAGGUUUAUUCUUUUGUUUUGUAAAUAUUUCACACUUAAAAAGAAUAAUAUUUCUGUUUUUGUAUUGCCAUGCUACUCAAACAGUAUCAAAAUUAUGCCAAAUUUCAUUUGUAUAUGUUUCAUAAUCUUCUCACAAUUUGUUUGUUAAAUACAUUUCAUACUUUGUAAUUGCAUUACCUCUCUGACUGCUGUAUAGCUGCAAAUCAUUUUUUUACUGCUAGUGUUUCCAAACUUGGCACUAUGUGCAUUACUUUUCAGACUGCUGUAUAGCAUUAUUGUACUUGCCCAGAUUUGGCAUUUUCAGCCUUUGUUUUUUUUUUUCAGAAAAAGUUCUGUGAUAUUUCAUAAUAUUAAAUUUUAAAAUCAUCUAAAAAUGUUAGGAGAUAAGUUUUUUUUUUAUUGCUUUUGUAAAAACUAAUUUUAGAUUGAGAAUUAAGGCUUCGGCAAGUUAGAACCAUUUUUUUUAUACACCUGUUAAAUAAUUACUAUUACUGCUAUUAUUCAUAACCUACUCAUUAAUAUAUGUAUACUGGUAAGUUAUCUCUAUCAUUUAUACUGUACAGGCAUAUGCCCAUUAAUUCAUACAUAUCAGGCAUUUGCCCAUUUCUUAAAUAACUAAUACUGGUCAUACUUAUGGCAUGAAUUUUAGUACUGAAAAAAUACAUUUUUUUUUAUUAUAAGCUGGAUCAUUAAUUUAUUACUGGUAUGUAUUUGUACUAUCAUGAAACUAUUAAAUACUAUAAAUUAUUUCUCUAAAAAAUGUUUUUCCA
Molecule: messenger RNA, 4078 nt
Organism: Physella acuta
Lineage: Eukaryota; Metazoa; Mollusca; Gastropoda; Physidae
Cellular component (GO): membrane
Source: RefSeq, a predicted model, not a curated record